CAUACGUACAGGCCAGGAACCCACCAGCAACCCUACAAUAACAGAGCAGCUGGCAGAAAUCAACACAUCUCCAGUCCAGGGUUCCGUCCCCAGCAUGCUAAUGUCCCUGUAAUAACAAACCGGCAUGUACCAUCCAGCACAGAAACAAAGCCCGGUGCCCUGCCCAGCAUGUUUGAGAACCCUGCAAUAAUACACUGGCCCGGGAAGAGCGAGGUGCCUGCCCCUGCUCCGUGGAUCCCUGCCUUUCCCUGGGCCCAGCGCCCGGCUCUCUAGCCCCGUGAUACGUAGCUGGCAUCUCCCUGCAGGCUGGCUUGCGGAGUUUCCCUCCAGGUGUCCGCGCCUGCAGCUCUGUGUGUGCGUGUGCACGUGAGUGCACAAAGGAGAGAGGUGACCCUCGUGCCCGGCGUUGCACUAACUCUUUGUUCCCCCCGUGCCAUCUCGUGCCGUGCGGCAGAACUCGGACGCAGUGGUGAAGGUUGACGUGUCGGAAGAGGAGAAGGAGAAGAAGAAGAAGAAGAAGAAGGGCGGGGGAGAGGAGAUAGAGGAGGACGAGCCCGACGAGAGCAUGCUGGAUUGGUGGUCCAAGUACUUUGCCUCCAUUGAGACGAUGAAGGAGCAACUCCGGCAGCAGGAAGCGGCUGCAGCCGAAGCGGAGGAGAAGGAGGAGCUGGAGAUCGCAGAGGAAAUCAAACUUGAUGACUCUCCUGUGAAAGGCUCCAAGAGUCAGGCAAAGGCCAAGGACAAGGUCAAGGCGCCCAAAGAGGACAAGAAGAAGAAGCAGCCGCCGCCGCCGGAGGCUCCGGAGAAGAAGAGCAAACAGAAAAUUGACGAGCUGAAGGUCUACAACAAGGAGCUGGAGGCGGAGUUCGACAGCUUCGAGGACUGGCUGCACACGUUCAGCCUCUUCCGGGGCAAGAUCGGGGACAACGAGGACACGGGGACGGAGGAGGAGCGGGUCGUGGGCCGGUUCAAGGGCUCCAUGUGUGUUUACAAAGUGCCGCUUCCCGAGGACAUCACCAAGGAGGCCGGGUACGACCCCAACUUCGGCAUGUUCCAGGGGAUCCCCAGCAACGACCCCAUCAACGUGCUGGUCCGAGUGUACGUCGUGCGGGCCACCGACCUGCACCCGGCCGACAUCAACGGGAAAGCCGAUCCCUAUAUCGCCAUCAGGCUGGGCAAGACGGACAUCAAGGACAAGGAGAAUUACAUCUCCAAGCAGCUGAACCCCAUCUUCGGGAAGUAA
This is a messenger RNA of Pelodiscus sinensis (Chinese soft-shelled turtle), 1243 nucleotides long. Lineage: Eukaryota; Metazoa; Chordata; Testudines; Trionychidae. The record is from RefSeq and is a predicted model, not a curated record.